This is a messenger RNA of Rattus norvegicus (Norway rat), 1027 nucleotides long. Lineage: Eukaryota; Metazoa; Chordata; Mammalia; Rodentia; Muridae. The record is from RefSeq and is a predicted model, not a curated record.
AACCUACCAACUUGGCUACGUUCCCAGCCCCCCGCAGUUUGCACAUGUGGAAAAAAUGGGAAUAGUGAGGUUAUUUAUUUGUAAUCACUCUGUGAAUAAGCCAGGGAAGGUGUAUUCUGUGUCAGGUGGGGCCUAACAUUGAAUACCCCCCUCCCCAAUCCAUUAAGAAAGAGCCACACGGAUAAGAAACUGUUGACAUACGGCCACAUGCGUGUAGGCUGAGCACACAGCAUCUACUCUCAAGUGCCAAGAAUACAGGAGCAGUGAGGUCUGUUUCCACUGGGGAAGGUCAUGGUUCCAAGGGCAAGGACCCUAGGUCCUUAUGGGCUCCUAACCCUCUGGGAUAUGAGUCCCCAUUAAAUGCUUUUUAAAAAAUGUCAUCUCAGUCAUGGUGUUUGGUCACAGUAAUAGGAAAGUAAGACAUCUGGGAUACUAAGAAUAGGUGAAAGAACUCAGUGGUGCGGAACAACUGCCAGUCCUGUGGCUUUCCUCCUAGGCCCCUGCAGUCAGCCGGGCCCUGACCUUUGCUUGGCAGCAGGCCCUGGAGAGGAGGGCGGGGCUGGUUGCUAAGGUUUCAGGUGGUGAGGAUCCGGAAGCAGGAAGCAGUGUGAGUUCCCAGGACCUACCUGGCUUCGGGGAGAGGGUGCCACUAGAGGCAGGUGGGGGCACGAGAAGCAGCCUUGCUAGGGAGAGAGGAGGUAGCUGAGAUGGGACUUUCUGCUGAUGAAGUGAAGCAGGAGUUCCAGGCCACCGCGGAGGAAGUACUGGGAAGGCUGAGGAGCCAGCAGCUGUUCCAGUCUGAAUGGGACAUCGCUGCCUUCGUGGUCUUUCUCACAUUCGUGGGCACUGUGGUGUUGUUGUUGUUCCUGGUUGUUGUUCACUGCUGCUGUUGCUGCUGCUGCACCUCCCCCAGGCCCCGGAAGGAAAAGCCCAAGGGUGUGGAUAACUUGGCCCUGGAACCUUAACGCUAGCUUGCCCUUGGCAUGGGUCCUGCUGGAUGACAGUAACAGAGUCAAUGUUUGCCAAA